This is a messenger RNA of Aspergillus nidulans FGSC A4, 746 nucleotides long. It is a transcript of the gene pfy1, whose product is annotated as profilin. Gene Ontology annotation, cellular component: cytoplasm; cytosol; medial cortex. The coding region runs from base 171 to 566 and encodes 131 amino acids. The record is from RefSeq and is a predicted model, not a curated record. NCBI's taxonomy places the organism in Eukaryota, Fungi, Ascomycota, Eurotiomycetes, Eurotiales, Aspergillaceae. The transcript is spliced from 5 exons. Gene Ontology annotation, biological process: actin cortical patch organization; actin filament polymerization; mitotic actomyosin contractile ring assembly. Gene Ontology annotation, molecular function: phosphatidylinositol-4,5-bisphosphate binding; actin monomer binding; protein sequestering activity.
AUCGCAACAAAUAAUAAUCUCAACAGCUCUGUCGCUGGUCGAUCUCUUUCUGCUUCUCUGAAAUCGUCUACUGUCCCUACUCAACAGUUGUUGCCGUCCGUCUCAGACGACCUCUUCUCCACCGUUUCCCAUUCUGCGUUCCACUGCUGCUUGUUUAUCCAACCGUUACUAUGGGUGCUCACUCUGCUGUCUGGCAACAAUAUGUCGAUUCCAGUCUGAUGGGAUCCGGCCAAUUUGACAAAGCCGCCAUCCUCAGCCCUGACUUCUCCGGCGUUGAGGCUUCGUCUCCCGGCUUCACGAUCUCGCCCCAGGAAAUCCAAGGUAUCGGAUCUGCCUUUGGUGACAGCACCUGGGCCAUGCAGAACGGUGUCACAAUCGGUGGAGAGAAGUUCCUCGCUAUUAAAGCUGAUGACCAGAGUGUUUACGGCAAGAAGGGCAAGGAGGGCGUUGUCAUUGUGAGGACACCUUCCUGCAUCAUGAUCGGCCACCACACCGAGGCCGUCCAGACCACCAACGCCGCUGCUGCCAUUGAGAAGGUCGGCGACUACCUCCGCGGCGGCAAAUAAGCAUAGCAAAGCUGCAUUGGGCUAGUCCUGGAUUCAGACAGACAAUCUGUUUGCCUAUUGUAAAUCACGAUGGGGCGCUUUCUUACGUUUUCUACUCUUCCAUCUUCUGCAUUCGACGCGUAAAUAUGUGUAAUAUGUACUCCUAUAAGUACAGAAUGAACCCUUGCGGGUAUUGAUGGC